UUCAUGAUUACAUGAAAUAACAGAAACAAAUUUCUACCUGAAAAUUAUUAGAAAAAAGACGAGUAUUGCAUAAGAGCAAAAACACUCUGGUACUCUUUUUUCUACUAGGUAAUCAAGUAUUUGAAGUAGGCUGCCAACAUGCAUCAUAUGCAUUUAAGAAUCUAUAAUUCAUAUUUAUUUUGAAUAAUUGAAUGUAGUUCUGUAAUGACACAGUUAUACUCUAGGUAAUAUUGGUAUGAUGAAAAAUGAAUAUUUUUGAAUAAAAUUACAAUUAUUGUUGUAGAUCUAUAGAACUUUUAAAGUAGCCGUAAAUAUAUUUAUUUACUUACCUCUUCCUGUGGAAAAUAAGCAAGACAGAAGGUCGAACAAAUCAGCAAAACAAGCACACGUCUGAUCUCCAUGAUGAUUUCUAAGUUAAAUGAUAAUAAUUCAUUAGCGGCGCCUAAUUGCCAAUAAUUGGUCCUUCAAUAUACUAUUCGUCACCCGUGUCGGUGGACAAUAUCAAGGUCACCUUUGAUGUUUCAGCGAUACUUCCUGUCAUCAAGCGCGUGCCGACAAGCAGCGCGUGCCACCCGCUGUGACGUGCAAAUUCAGCAUCAUGGACGGUUUCAUUCCAUUUUAAAAAUAGGAUGGCUUGGUGCUUCAGUGAAGAAGAUUCUUUCCUGCGAGUGUUUGAUCUUGGGUCCAAGGAGAAAUCCAUGAUAGUGACAGGUUUAAAGAAGGGACCGGCCAAACAUUUACGGUUACCUUCAUACAAGGAAAAGAUAAGUGUGUGGAUGCCAGAAAUUUCAGAGCCAAAGAUGAGUUCAAUGAAUCGUUCCUUCCCCUAGAGACAAGGGCAGCCUUUAUUGAGAAGUUUGAAGAGAAAGCUGACUGUUGUAAAUUGCACAUCAACAACAUUAAACCAACAACUGAAGAAAGAAUGGUUAGGCCACAUAACAUGGAGCAUGUGGAAAAGCUAAGAGAAGGCUUCCUUGUGAAUGGCAAGCACUUCAAAAUCCUGGCAGCCAUCUUCAUCUCUGGCAGCAUGGACAAAGCUGAGGUUCCUGGCAGAGUGACCCUGGAAGUUCUUGGAGGGAACCAUUCCAGAGAAGCAUUGGCAUCACUGUACAGCAGUUGUCUUGUAGACCCAUUAGUUCUCGUGACAGUGUACAAGAACAGUCUGAGUACAACAGAAUGUUUAAGUGUUGCAUAUCAGCAUAAUAAAGUGGAUGAAUUGUCACUGUCAAUGAAUUUUAUUGACAAAUGCAGAAUUCUACGAAAGAUAAAGAAAAGAAAUAAGCAGUGGUCACCAGAAGCUAGUGCAAUAUUUGGAUAUAAGUCAAAUGCUGAGGCAAGAGCUAAACUAAGGACUAUGGCUGCCGGGGCUGACCACGAUGAGGUAAUGGGGGGCACGAAAAGGCAUUUUCCCAGCCAGUGGACAGACGUGAAGCCGAUGAAGAGACUCCCUUCCACAUUUCGUUCCCUUGGUUUCAACAAUAAGGGGGGGUUUGCUGACGGUAUGGGGGAAUUGGGGAGUCAAAAGUUAUCAAAAAGGCUGUAA
Molecule: messenger RNA, 1543 nt
Organism: Mercenaria mercenaria
Lineage: Eukaryota; Metazoa; Mollusca; Bivalvia; Venerida; Veneridae
Exons: 5
Coding region: 923-1543 (206 amino acids)
Source: RefSeq, a predicted model, not a curated record